Histoplasma mississippiense is the source of this 3447-nucleotide messenger RNA. RefSeq lists its product as hypothetical. Gene Ontology annotation, cellular component: nucleus. The transcript has 2 exons. NCBI's taxonomy places the organism in Eukaryota, Fungi, Ascomycota, Eurotiomycetes, Onygenales, Ajellomycetaceae. Bases 1 to 3447 code for a protein of 1148 amino acids. Gene Ontology annotation, molecular function: DNA binding; chromatin binding; ATP-dependent chromatin remodeler activity. The record is from RefSeq and is a predicted model, not a curated record.
AUGGAGGACCUUGUUCCCGAUACCCCCGUUCGCGACCAGAAGGCUGGCCUGUCUUCCGUUCAAACGGGAUCUGAUGUCGAGACUGAUGAUCAGGACAGCUCAGAGUUCGAGGAGACCGUAGCUACUGUCCCUCUAUCCAAACAUGGAUUGCCAGCACAGAGAUUAUUCACUCCCGCAACACAACAAUUCACCCAAAAAGCUACCCAGCCCACACAAAUAAUAGACCGAAAUCACAACCAUCCUUUUUCGCCCUCUGCGCAAAAUGCUUCUGUUGUCCAAGUCGUCACAUCCUCGCCGCUGGCCCCUAAGCCUACUCUUUCCCGUCCUUACUACGCACCCGGUGCUGGAGUUUUGUCCAAUUCAAUGGCUCCUAUCGGGACGCAGUUUAGGCCUCCACCGAUGGUAAACGUGCCUAUUAAAAGGCCUCCUGCCAUUGACCUUGACGAUGAUGGCCCAACCUACCGCGGCGGGUCCUCGGACGAGGACGAUAUUCAAUUUGUUGGGACUACCGAUAUCAAGCGGUCUACAUUUGCGAGGAAUUCCAAGAGCCCCGAUAAAGAACGCAUCCUGGAAUCACCAAUUGCUACGAACGGUGCUGUGAAUCGUUUCAAGGAAAUUACCGCCUCCGCAUUCUACAACCCGUCGUUGGACACCAAUAAUGCGAAGCUGUCUGUAAAACGUUCGACUAGAAUCAAAGUUGAGCGAAUUCUCAACGUUUUCCCGAGCAAACCCGUCCAGCUUAUCCUCAACACCCUCGUAUCUAAGAGAGGCAAUUAUGAAGACGCUCUAGAUCAUCUAGCCCAGUUGGAGGAUUAUUUUCCCACCGGUUCGAUCUCUGACGACGAGCUAAGUUUGGACCGCAAUGUGCCCAAGGUGGAGCCAGCGAAACAACAGAUUAAGGCGAGAACGCGCAUUCAGGACAAGUGGACUUCAGGCCAGAGACUGCCAACCCAGAAGAGUGGAUCUGACGGAGGCUCUGCAGCUCCCCGUAAACGACUGAUCAGGGGGGCAAGAACACGUUCUUCGUCUCCCCCAUCCGGGACAUCACCAGCUCCGGCGCAUGUUACCAAGAAACCCGGUAGGCUCAUCAAAGGGAUCAAAUCUAGACCACGAUCAGAAUCCCCAGAGAUACCAUUCGUCGAGAUUGACUCAUCUGAAUCCGAUAACCAUGAGGAGUCCGAGGACGAUGGUAUUUUGGAAUCGAAAGUCCUUAAAUUUUUCAAUUCAUGUUCCGUGGCAGAUCUCUCCGAUAUCGCUGAAAUCCAGGAAAAUAUCGCCAACACCAUUAUCUCAAAACGUCCGUUCAAUUCUUUGAGCGCGGUUCGCCAAAUCACCAAGGAUGAUGAAACGAAUGGAAAGACUUCAAACGCGAAAUCGAAAAAGUAUGCGAAAAAGCCAAUUGGGGACAAAGUUGUCGACAAGUGUCUUGACAUGUGGACGGGUUAUGAAGCCGUAGAUGCACUUGUUUCUAAAUGCGAAGCACUUGGAAAGCCAGUUGCAAACGAAAUGAAACGAUGGGGCGUGGACAUCUUCGGCACGAAAACAGAAGGCGAGCUUGAAAUCGUUUCCUUGGAUACCGAGAAUUCGUCAGAUAGGGCUCAUGAUUCCGGAAUUGCCACUCCCUCAAGUGGCUGUUCAUCUGGCGCCGACGAUGACGAACUUAAGCUCAACAAUAUUUCACGCAAGAGGCAGCAAUACAUUGGGCAGCCAGUAAUAAUGAGUGAAUCGAUUACGCUGAAAAAUUACCAGAUUGUUGGGAUCAAUUGGCUCAACCUUCUUUACCAGCAGAAUUUAAGUUGUAUCCUUGCAGAUGAUAUGGGGCUUGGGAAAACUUGUCAGGUCAUUGCCUUUCUUGCCCAUCUCUUUGAGAAAGGAGUUAAGGGUCCGCAUCUUGUUGUCGUUCCCUCUUCGACCCUGGAGAACUGGCUUCGUGAAUUCUCAGUGUUCUGCCCAAAGCUGAAUGUCAUGCCUUAUUACGCCAACCAGAACGUUCGGGCUGAGAUUCGGCAGCAAAUUGAAGACACGAGGGACUCUAUAAACGUUGUAGUCACUACUUACACAAUUGCAAAGGCAAAAAUCGACGCGGCCUUCCUUCGCUCAAUGGACUUUUGUGUUUGUGUAUACGACGAAGGCCAUAUGUUGAAGAGCAGUAAAUCCAUUCUUUACGAGAAACUUAUCCGGAUUCCGGCUCAGUUCCGGUUAUUACUUACUGGCACUCCACUGCAAAACAAUCUCCAGGAGUUAGCUUCGCUUCUCGGAUUUAUCCUCCCGUCAGUCUUCAAGGAGCGAAAGGAAGACCUCGAGUAUAUCUUCAGCGCUAAAGCCAAGACGGUCGACGACACACAUUCGGCGCUACUAUCGGCACAACGCAUUGCUCGAGCAAAAUCCAUGCUCACCCCCUUUGUGCUUAGGAGGAAAAAGCAUCAGGUGAUCGAUCUGCCGCCCAAGCUCACCAGCGUGGAAUAUUGUGAAAUGAAUGAGGCACAAAAGAAUAUAUAUAACCACGAAGUCGAAACCGUGCGGCAGCUCAUUGCAGAUCGAGCUGCUGGAAAAAAAGUGGGCAAUAAGUCCGCCAACAUCCUCAUGAAACUACGCCAGGCCGCUAUCCAUCCCUUAUUCUACCGUCGCCACUACAACGACAAGACUCUCAGUCGCAUCGCCAGAGCAUGUGUAAAGGAUGAAAAAUGGGCCGCAUCAGACCCAGACCAAAUCUACUUGGAGCUAUGCGCAUACAACGACUUCGAAGUCCAUACCCUCUGCGAGCAAAACCCAACCACCCUCUCAAAAUUUACCCUCAAAAACGACGAAUGGAUGCACUCCGGCAAAGUCGACAAGCUCUGCGACUUAUUAAGGCGCUUCAAAGAAAACGGUGACCGUACCCUUAUAUUCUCCCAGUUCACCAUGGUCAUGGAUAUCCUCGAGCAUGUUCUGCAGACCCUGCAAAUGCGUUUCUUCCGCCUCGAUGGGAGCACCAGCGUCGAGGACCGCCAGUCUACCCUCGACGCCUUCCACGAACAAGUUGAUAUACCCGUCUUUCUCCUUUCAACCAAAGCUGGCGGCGCCGGCAUCAACCUCGCCUGCGCGAAUAAAGUUAUCAUUUUCGAUUCCAGCUUUAAUCCACAGGAGGACGUGCAGGCGGAGAAUCGCGCGCAUCGCGUGGGCCAGACGCGCCCGGUGGAGGUUGUACGACUUGUCACAAGGGAUACGAUUGAGGAGCAGAUAUAUGCGCUGGGCCAGACGAAGCUGGCGCUUGAUCAGCGGGUUUCUGGAGAGGACGAUGGGCCUGCUGCGUCGAGAAAGGGCGAGGAGGCUGGUUUGAAGGUCGUGGAGGAGAUGGUGAUUGCGAAACUUGAGGAGGAAGGGAAGAAUGGGUCUAGUGGGUCUGUUGCCAUAACUACUUCUCCUUCUGAAAGAGUGGAAGCGGACGCGGAAGCGAAAGCGGCCUGA